AUGAACCAGACCGUCGGCAAUCGCAAUCAGCGCCAGAGUAGAUUCAAAAUCUUGAACGUGCAGCCGCCAUCGCCCCGCAGGUCCGAGGCAGAUGGCACUGGCAGCAAGGACCAGCGUCAACAGCAACAGGAUGAAGGCGAACACCAUCUAACAGAGACUCCGUCAGGGGCAGCGCCAGCAGCGUCCGAGAUCCAUCUGGAUGGACACUCCGCUUCUGCCGUGCCAGACAAUGUUGACAAUGUCCUCAAUCCCACCCCCUAUCAUCCAGACCACUCCCCCCAUAGUCACUCCCCCUCGAUAUGCACAGAGGCAUCCUUUGCCCCCGCUGCCCAUCAUCCGUCUCCCACUAGUGUAGGGCUAAAUGGCACCGCCAAUCACCGGACGCCGGACCAUUAUCCGUGCGAUGACCCCCCGGGCCAGCCAUACAUGCACUCGAGUCCCGAGGAGUUCGUCGUGAACGAACUGACCGCGCUGCGCGAUCUCUCUGGAAACACGGCGCCCUUUGCGCCACCCAGCUCAGAGCCCUAUCCCACUAUCGCGUCGCCGCUCUUUGACCACAGCGUCUUCUCGGACCCGGCCAACUUUACCGAUAAUAUCUUCGUUCCGGGCUCGGCCUACGAAGCCCUGCAUACGGCGCUGCGGAAUCGGCAGCUCUGGACUGCGCGACCCGAUAUCCCCAGCCGGACAGAAUCGCCUGUAUCUGUCCCUGGGUAUGGAGUUCCGAUAGAUGGGAUACGGCCCGAUGCUGGUCGACAUCAUCAUCGGCAACAGCCGAGUCGGGGCUUUGAGCUCUCGCCGGAUCGGGAGAAUGUGCUCUGGCAGAACUAUCUGAAUGAGAUUUGUCUAUGGCUCGACAUGUUCGACAGCCAUCGGCACUUCGCCUCGACGUUUCCGCAGAUGGCAAAGUCCGCGCCGCACCUGCGAUACUCCAUCCUGGCGCUGUCUGCGAGACAGAUCGAGCGGAAGCAGAAUGAAAAGUCCCAGUCGGAAAGUCUCUCGCUGUACCAAGAGGCAAUCCAUCUCCUCCUACCAGAGCUAGAGAGCAAGACCACCCCCGUUAUCGCCUCCUGCGUAAUUCUCUGCGUGCUGGAAAUGCUGAGCUGUAACCCCAAGGAAUGGCGUCGCCAUCUCGACGGCUGCGCGUAUCUGAUCCAAGCCGCCGAGAUCAACGGGUUCUCAGGGAAGGAGGAACAAGCCCUGUUCUGGUGCUUCGCUCGCAUGGAUGUCUGCGGCGGCCUCAUAUCCGAAGAAGAGACCAUCAUCCCCAUCCGGCACUGGAUCCCUAAAGACAUGACUCCCGCCGAGGCAUCCCAGCUCUUCCUCACAUCGAACGUCUCCGCCUUCGACACCUACGCAAACUAUACCGUGUACCUCUGCGCGCAGACCGUCGGCGUCCUCUUCGGCGCCUCCACCACGCCGCAGCCCUACCUGGGGAGCCCGGACGACGCCGACUCGUACGUCCACCGUUGGAAGAGACUGUUCGCUAGCGUGGAGCAGUGGUACGACAACCGGCCGAACCAGAUGAAGCCGAUAUUUACGGUGGGGGCGAGCAUCGAGUGGGGAAGUGCGAGGCCGUUUCCUACUGUGCUGUAUGGGAACGGCGCAGCGAUCUCCGGAAACCAGCUAUAUCACACGUGUGCAUUGCUUCUGCUGCAGCGGAAACCGAAGACGCUCUCUCUGCCGCGACGGCCGAAAUCGGUUCUCUGGCACGCCCGCCAGAUCUGCGCCAUUUCGGCCUCGAAUACCCACCAUGGCUGCUGGACGAACGCGCUGCAGCCGCUCUGGCUGGCGGGAAAGACCAUGUCGCAUCAUUCGGAGCAUGCGGCCAUCGUCGAGACGUUGACGCGCAUCGAGCGCGAGACGGGAUGGGCGACGGCGUGGCGGGUUGAGGAUCUUAGGGAUUUUUGGGGCGAUGACGAUGAUGUUAAUGGGGUAGAGGAUAGUAUGAGGAUGGAUAUAGAGAUGGAUGUGAAUCUGCAGACGCCGAGGAGUUACGGGGGGGGUCGGUGA
This is a messenger RNA of Aspergillus terreus NIH2624, 2010 nucleotides long. RefSeq lists its product as uncharacterized. The record is from RefSeq and is a predicted model, not a curated record. Bases 1 to 2010 code for a protein of 669 amino acids. The transcript has 8 exons. Gene Ontology annotation, biological process: positive regulation of transcription by RNA polymerase II. Gene Ontology annotation, molecular function: DNA-binding transcription factor activity; transcription cis-regulatory region binding. Gene Ontology annotation, cellular component: nucleus. NCBI's taxonomy places the organism in Eukaryota, Fungi, Ascomycota, Eurotiomycetes, Eurotiales, Aspergillaceae.